GGAUUGAGAAGGUUGUGGAGAACAUCAAAGAGUCGAUUCCUAAGGUAGAGUGGGAUUAUGAAGGGAUUCAUUAUUUUGAUAACGGUCCGCUUACGGUUCAGUACCUCCUCGUCUUGGAUGCUUUGAAUUUCUGCUUUUGGCCUGAUAAGGAUCUCACUUAUGACCAUCUUGCCUCGGGGUUAAAGGAAGCUUUGCUGAAUGACAAAUCGGCAUUUGAUGCUGAUCGCCUCCAACAGUACACUGGUCUUCAAUUGCGUGAAUUGUUGAAAUGGCCUAGACCACUUCCUUUAGAGGAUGAGCGGGUUCGUCUGCUGCAUGAGGUAAAAUCUGCCUUCAAUACUGAGUUAAAACUUUUGUCUUCUGUUGACAAUACAUGCUAUCAGUUUGUCACUAACAGUAGUGAAAUCAGUUAUUUGAUUUGAUUAAAUGUCAUGGCUUAGGUUGGGCUUGAACUGGAAAAUAAUUUUGAAGGUAAAGCAUCCAAACUUGUGGAAUCUUGUGGAAAAUCAGCUGUCAAGCUUGUGGCUCUUGUUACACGUUAUUUUCCUGGUACCUUUUCCUUCAAGUUAAAUUUUAAGUUAUUGUCUAAGAUAAUAGUUAAAUUUUUUUCCAAAGAGAUUAAUUGUUAUAUGACAUAAUUGAAAAAUUAAUUCCAAUUAUAAUUAAAAAUAUUGUAGGGUUUCGAGACCACUCCGUUUACAAAGGCCACCAGGUGUUCUUGUAUAAAAGAGCACAGAUAUUUGCUGCAGAUUUAUGGGGUGCAUUCAAGGGCCAAGGAUAUGGAGAAUUCAAUGACAUUGGCUCAAUCACUAUGUUUGCAGACUAUAUUGUUCCAGCUGUACUCAAGCAGCUCAGCGUGCUAAAAUAUAGCUCUACACUUUCCAGCAUUAUUGAUUCUAACCGCGAAAUAGGUCCAGGCAGUGAGGAGGAGAUUGAACUACGAGCUUGCACUAUAUAUGCUGUGGAGAAAAUGAGGGAGUUGAUAAAACUUAAAUCAGGAA
This is a messenger RNA of Rubroshorea leprosula, 1001 nucleotides long. NCBI's taxonomy places the organism in Eukaryota, Viridiplantae, Streptophyta, Magnoliopsida, Malvales, Dipterocarpaceae. The record is from the annotation of a GenBank genome assembly.